Purpureocillium lilacinum is the source of this 927-nucleotide messenger RNA. RefSeq lists its product as uncharacterized. NCBI's taxonomy places the organism in Eukaryota, Fungi, Ascomycota, Sordariomycetes, Hypocreales, Ophiocordycipitaceae. Gene Ontology annotation, biological process: carbohydrate metabolic process. Gene Ontology annotation, molecular function: hydrolase activity, acting on carbon-nitrogen (but not peptide) bonds. The record is from RefSeq and is a predicted model, not a curated record.
AUGGGCAAGAAGCGCGUACUCGUCAGCUAUGGUGUCGAUGUCGACGCCGUCGCCGGGUGGCUAGGCUCAUACGGCGGGGAGGAUUCCUCCAACGACAUAAGCAGAGGCUAUUUUGCUGGCACAAUUGGCACUCAAAGAGUGCUCAAGUUACUUGCAAAGUACGACAUUAAAGCGACCUGGUUCAUCCCAGGCCACAGCCUCGAGUCAUUCCCUGAGGACAUGGCUGCUGUUCGCGACGCCGGGCACGAGAUUGGCCUCCAUGGCUACUCCCAUGAGAAUCCAACCGACAUGACCAUCGACCAGCAGCGUGAGAUUCUCGACAAGACAUACCACAUGCUGACCGAGUUUGCGGGAAAGCCACCUCGGGGCAGCGUUGCACCGUGGUGGGAGACGAGCAGAGAAGGCGCUCAGCUCCUGCUUGACUAUGGUAUAGAGUACGACCACAGCAUGAGCCAUACGGACUGUCAGGCCUACUACCUGCGAACGGGGGACUCUUGGACCCCAAUCGACUACGAGAAGAGGCCUGAGGAGUGGAUGAAACCCCUUGUCAAGGGCCAGGAGACUGGCCUGGUCGAGAUUCCGGCUAACUGGUAUCUGGAUGACCUCCCUCCUAUGAUGUUUAUCAAAAAAGCUCCUAACAGCCACGGCUUUGUCAACGCGCGCGACGUUGAGGAUAUUUGGCGCGAUCACUUUGACUACUUUUACCGCGAGUAUGAUGAGUUCGUAUUCCCUAUCACGAUACAUCCCGACGUUUCAGGCCGGCCGCAUGCUAUUCUCAUGCACGAAAGACUCAUUGAGCACAUGAAGAAGCAUGAAGGGGUUGAGUUUGUUACAAUGGCUGAGAUAUGUGACGAUUUCAAACGCCAGAAUCCACCGGCUGAGGGAGCGGCGAUGCCAGCAGCACCUGGGGCCAUGCUGAGAAAUUGA